GCGCCCACACGCGCUGCGGGUUCACUCGCUGCACGAUGGCGGAGGGAGGCGGACCCGAGUCGGGGAACGCUUCAGAUCCUGAUGCGGAGCCGGGGUCGGCUCAAACUCCAGUACCUUCUAUCGAGAGUCAAAAGCAGACCAUUGGAACACUGCUGAAAACCACACUCCGAAAGGGAGAUGAAUGGUUUUUGAUUGACAGCCGGUGGUUCAAACAGUGGAAAAAAUAUGUGGGCUUUGACAGCUGGGAUAUGUACAAUGUCGGAGAACGCAAUCUGUAUCCGGGACCCAUUGACAACUCUGGGCUUUUUUCAGACCAAGAAACCCAAGCGCUAAAAGAACAUCUUAUAGAUGAGUUAGACUAUGUCUUGGUGCCCACAGAAGCUUGGAUUAAGCUUGUCAGCUGGUAUGGCUGUCUAGAGGGACAGCGACCUAUUGUCAGAAAGGUGGUUGAGCAUGGCAUGUUUGUAAAGCACUGUAAAGUGGAAGUAUAUCUGUUGGAGCUGAACUUAUGUGAGAAUGACAACAUGGACAACGUGGUCACUCGCCAUUUCAGCAAAGCUGAUACCAUUGAUACCAUUGAAAAGGAGAUGAGGUCUCUCUUUAAUAUCCCAUCAGAAAAAGAAACUCGACUAUGGAACAAGUACAUGAGCAACACAUACGAGCAGCUGAACAAGCCUGACAGCACUGUUCAGGAUGCUGGGCUUUUUCAGGGCCAGGUACUUGUGAUUGAAAGGAAGAAUGAAGAUGGCACAUGGCCCAGGCAAGCCUCCCAUCCCAAGUCCAGUACAACCACCUCUCGGACUUUCACUACGUCCCCGAAGUUCUCCUCCAAUUCGUCUGCCACCAUUUCUUCCACAGUGACCAAUGGAGACAGCAGUGGCAAUUCUGGCUACAUGCUGAACAAUAGCACAUCUGCUGGUAACAGGUUGGGAGGGUACAACUCGUACAGCUCGUCUUACAGUUACAGAGAGUCUGCCUCACAGCCUGGGCUCUGUGGCCUCAGCAAUUUGGGCAACACCUGCUUCAUGAACUCUGCACUCCAGUGUUUGAGCAAUUCACCGCCCUUAACGGAAUAUUUUCUGGAGGACCGGUAUGAAGCAGAGAUCAACCGAGAGAAUCCAUUAGGGAUGCGAGGGGAGAUCGCUGAGGCCUAUGCCGACUUAGUCAAACAGAUGUGGCUCAGUCGAAGCAGCUAUGUGGCUCCCCGCACUUUCAAAACGCAGGUCGGCCGCUUUGCCCCCCAGUUCUCAGGGUACCAGCAGCAGGACUCUCAGGAGCUGUUGGCCUUCUUGCUGGAUGGACUACAUGAGGACCUGAACCGUGUUAAGAAGAAGCCUUACUUGGCCCUGAGAGAUGCUGAGGGCCGGCCUGAUGAGAUUGUAGCUAAAGAGGCAUGGACAAACCAUCGGCUGCGAAAUGAUUCCAUCAUAGUUGAUAUCUUCCACGGCCUGUUCAAGUCCACGCUAGUCUGUCCCGAAUGCUCCAAAGUAUCUGUCACUUUUGACCCUUUCUGCUACCUCACGCUGCCCCUGCCCAUGAAGAAGGACCGAACCAUGGAGGUGUUUUUGGUUCGGACCGACCCUCAGUCCAGACCCAUGCAAUUUCGCGUGGUGGUCCCUAAACUAGGCACAGUGGCAGACCUGUGCAGUGCUUUGGCUAAACUGUCUGGAGUUCCAGCAGAGAAUAUGGUUGUGGCUGAUGUUUACAAUCACCGAUUCCAUAAAAUCUACAGAAGGGAUGAUGGUCUCAACCAUAUUAUGGAAAAAGACGACAUCUUUGUCUAUGAGGUGUUGGAAGAGGACAGUGAGCGGAUGAAUCUGCCGGUAUACUUCAGGGAGAGACACAUGAAGCACAGCGGAGGCUCCUCAGGCACAAUGCUGUUUGGGCAGCCACUUCUCAUCACCGUUCCGCGCCACAACCUCUCCCCAGACACACUAUAUGAGCGUGUGCUUGAAAGAAUUGGGCGCUACGUGAAGCGCUCACAGGCCACCACGAUGGACAGCCGAGCCUCUGCGUCAGCCACUUCCUCUAACAGCAGCCACUCAGUGGACUGUGGAGUUUUAGCAUCCAAUCAUAAUGCAGGGCUGAGCAGCUGUAGCAGCCCAAUGUCAGAUGGGGCAUCCUGCAGCGCUGGUUCUACCAAUGGGAGCAGCCACUCUGAAACCUGUAAUGGCCCCAAUGGAGCAUGUGAUGGUGAAGAUGAGGCCAUGGACCACCAGGUGAGCCCAGAUCCUGAAAGUAGCCAGUCAGAAACUGUGGACGGGGAGGAUGAGGGCUCAGAGCCUGAGAACGGACCCAUUGGUAGUGUUGGGAAAGCUUCUCGACCCAAACUCUUCUCUUUUAGCAUGGUCAAUUCCUAUGGCACAGCCAACAUCAGUCCUUUACCAUGUGAAGGCAACAUCCUCAAACUCACACCACAUUCCACAAUAGCUAUUGAUUGGGACACGGACACAAAGAGACUGUGCUAUGAUGACCAGGAGGCAGAGGCUUAUGAGAAGCAUGAGAGCAUGAUGCAGGCUCAGAAGAAGAAGGCUACGGUGGCUCUGAGGGAAUGCAUUGAGCUUUUUACCACCAUGGAGACGCUGGGAGAGCAUGAUCCUUGGUACUGCCCCACCUGUAAGAAGCACCAGCAGGCCACAAAGAAGUUUGACCUGUGGUCUCUACCCCGCAUUCUGGUGGUACAUCUGAAACGCUUUUCGUACAACCGCUGCUGGAGAGACAAACUGGACACUGUAGUGGACUUCCCCAUCAGGGAUCUGAACAUGUCUGAGUUUGUCUGCGACCCUAAAGCUGGCCCCUACAUCUAUGACCUCGUCGCUGUCUCUAACCACUAUGGAGGAAUGGGUGGAGGCCAUUACACGGCGUAUGCUAAGAAUAAGACUGAUGGGAAAUGGUAUUACUUUGAUGACAGCAGUGUGUCCUCUGCCUCUGAAGAUCAGAUAGUGACUAAAGCAGCCUAUGUACUCUUCUACCAACGUCGAGAUGGAGAAGGUCCAUCCAGAUCCACUCCAUCAGCAUCUCUUGGAGGAGCUUCUGAGUCCUUGGAAGACCACAUGGACACCAACUGAAGUUCAUUAUUCUUUAAGGACGGGCACUAAAAUAAAAGCUAUGUGAACGAAAAACCAACGACGCAUCGAUGCACAUCCCAGGCUUUUCGGUGAUUUUGUUUUUUUUCCAAGACUUGGAGGCCCUGUCUUUUACGCUUUAUUUUAAUUUUCUUCACAAAUGUACACAUCUACCAAGAGCCAAGAAGUAUGACGUAAGAACAAAUAAGUGAAAGAAAGAAAAUCAAUAAAUGAGAAUUUUAGUUUGAAGCGUGACAUUACAGACUUUCUCCCUGGACCUUGUUGCCUGCUGAGCACAUUUCUUUAGUUUAUAAGGAGGCAGAGGAUGAUACGGAUAUUCAGCCUCUCGCUGGACAUCGAGAAUGUUAAGUUGCCUGAAAUAUUGCAAUGAAAGCGCAUACUUUUCUGUAACCCAGUGGAAAAGUCAAAAGAAGCCAAAUGCAUUGUGUUGUGACAACCAAAGUUGUAUACAUGUUGAUGGCAUUGGAGAUGAUGAGGACAAGGGAAAAUUGCCUAGAUAUAGACAGAAAAGUCUGAGCAAUGUAUGCAAACGAAGAUACAUUUAAUUUUCCUUUUCCCCCUCCAUUCACCCUGCGUACUCGAAGGUGUUUUGUAUUAUGUGCCUCUUGUGAGGAAUCGCUUCUUCUCUGAAAAAUGCUUGUGUCCAUAAUCCACAUUUUAGACAGAAGGCUUUCAUUUAUUGAGUAGACAGUGUCUCCAUUGCUGUGUUCAACCACGAGGCUUUCAACUUACUGCAGUGAUAUUUUUGCAAGCGUUCAUUUACGCAUAUUUCACUUUAAGGCUUUAUCCUUGAGGCCUGGGGUAGACAGUAUAGGCUGAACUAUAAGUUAUGUGGUGAGGUUGAUUAUACUGCUGAUCUUCAAUAUUGUGCUGCUCUCUCUGAUACGUUAGCACUAGCGGCCUUUCUGCCCCAAGAACUGUUAAAAGGGGGCUUGUGUGAGUGGAUUUAGAUUUAAACUUAAAGGUGGUACACAUACAUGUCCUGCUUGUCCCAAAAAAGGCUGAGGUUCAUCACAUGGCGUUUCCUUAGUUGAGACCACUUUUGCAAAGUUAUAUGCUUUGGAAUCUUCCAGUUUGGCAGAUUUUUAAUAGAUCUUUGUUUUGGAUGUUUCUCCUCUUGUUAAAGGGCGGACAGAGGAGUUUCGAGCCACUGCUCGAAAGUGGUGCUAAAUUUGAGACUUGAAAAGGCUGCAGUUUUUGGCACAGAUGAAUAUCUUACCCAGGAAGCUUGGGGCUGAUGCUAUAAAGAGGAAACCUUACACGUUCAAGUGACUACAACGCUACCCUGCCCUAUCUGCUACUCUGUGGUGAAUUUGCCAUGUUAUUGGUUGUGGCAUUACUUUGCUUGUCAGAUGACUCAGUGCAAAACUCUUACUGAUGUAAACAUGCUUCAUACUGGGAGGAUAUUACUGACAGCCCUUCCUCCCUGUUAUGAAUUUACCAAAACAGUCAGUAUGCAUCCAUCUAUCUUGUGCUUUUCUCUACUGUGGAAUAGCAGCAUGCAAAAUGGAAAAUUGUUGGUUGGUAUCCCCACAUGCUUCUCUCUUUUCAGUCUGUCAGGCUGUGACAAGUACAUGCUUGAUAUCCUGCUAUAACCUAUGACAUGGAUACUAGAAUUAUGACAUACUGGCCAAUGCACUUUUUUACCUGCCACAUUAUCAGAAUAGCAUCCAUUUUAAAAUUCAUUUUGAGAGAUGUUGCAUAGAUGUAAAUAGUCAUGUACUAUCUACAGAAUAGGAUACAUAACUUCUUUGUGUUCUGAUAUUUAUCAUGGCAAUAUGUGCAACCCCGGAUUUUGAAACUACAUUUAAAUCAAAAAGACAAUAAAGAAUUGAAGCCUGA
Colossoma macropomum (tambaqui) is the source of this 4928-nucleotide messenger RNA. RefSeq names its product ubiquitin specific peptidase 4 (proto-oncogene) (gene usp4). Gene Ontology annotation, biological process: protein deubiquitination. Bases 36 to 3068 code for a protein of 1010 amino acids. The transcript is spliced from 22 exons. Gene Ontology annotation, molecular function: cysteine-type deubiquitinase activity. NCBI's taxonomy places the organism in Eukaryota, Metazoa, Chordata, Actinopteri, Characiformes, Serrasalmidae. The record is from RefSeq and is a predicted model, not a curated record.